Fusarium tjaetaba is the source of this 831-nucleotide messenger RNA. RefSeq lists its product as uncharacterized. The record is from RefSeq and is a predicted model, not a curated record. The transcript has a single exon. The coding region runs from base 1 to 831 and encodes 276 amino acids. NCBI's taxonomy places the organism in Eukaryota, Fungi, Ascomycota, Sordariomycetes, Hypocreales, Nectriaceae.
AUGAUUACACUUACCCUAUCAAACCAGCACUUGGUAGAUUCGGCUACCAAGAGCUUGGCCACCUGGCAAAGCUUGUACGACAAAUGCCGGGGAAUCGAAGCCUUCCAUGAAGGGCUCAUGAUGAAAGGAACAUUGGGCAGACUUAAAGUUUUGUUUGACCGCGUUCUUUCUCAGGUCAAGGUAGCUGAAUUCUUUUGUGACCCUCACAUAUUACUCCAUAUUUGGAAGGUCUGUGAUACUCUCAUGAGUGUCAUUCUGGACGGGGAAACAUGGGUGGAAAAGUACAUCGUUGUCGGCGUUUUCCUUCAAUCAUUGCAAUUUCGCCUACGUGACUUGGCUUUCAAGGGCUCUGACCACCUGAUGGUGGUCGUCGAUUCUCUGUUCUCUAUACUCAACUUAACACCUCUCGACCUGAGGAAGAGCUUAGGUCUUGGAUUCUGGAAAGUCGUGGAAAUUCUUAGUUCACGGAUUGGAAAUGAUCAUUUCGUCGUCCUAAAUUUCGGCAUGCAUUACAACCAGAUCUGGUCGAAUAUCUGGGGGCUCGUGGAUGCAGAAGAGUUGCAGACACGAUACAAGCAUUACCCCCUAACAAACGGUGGUUACUGGCCCCCAAUCACAGCUGCGGAUCCCGGACAUCAGGGUGUAUCAGUGCGUGAUGGGCAACUGGAAAGGAUUGAGAUACUGCACAUGAGUGGCGUGGCUUUGAGUGACGUUCUGUCCACUCUCAAUGCCAACAGAAGCGACGAUCGGACCCGAGUGUCUAAAAUUACUUUGCCAUUGAAUCUCGCUGAUUGUGUCUGUCUGAAACUGGCACAAGGUUCUUGCAGAUAA